AUGCAGAAAGUACCUUCUGUUAGUUUUGACAAUGCGACCAAUGGCAGCACUCUCUUACACAGGAAAGAAAAUUAUAAGCAGAAGCCAACUGACAACAGUAAGUCUGUGAACUUGUCAAAUAGAGCAUCUACAUCCUCCAAAAGGAAUUCGAGGUUGGAGGUUGAAGAAGAGGUUGAUAUGUUAUUAUCAUUUUGUCGACACAAGGAAAAAGUACUGUUGUCUGCUGGUUGGGCAGUUAGUAUUACACAUGUAGGACAGAAAUUUGAAGGUGGAAUUGUUGAAUUUCGUAAUGCAUUGUCAAUGUUUUCUAUUGAGUGUGGAUUUGAGUUCAUAUUUGUUAAGAAUGAUAAAGUUCGUGUUACUGCACAAUGUUUGUUUAGAGAGACAAAAGGUUGCAUGUGGAAUGUUCAUGGUAGAGUAGAGAAUGCUAAUGGGUUCUUUUAUAUAAGGAAGCUGAACAAUGUCCACACAUGUGGUGCUGAAGUACGUACGAUGAAUCAUUCUCGUAUGAGUUCUAAUUUAGUUGUUGAUUUGAUUGCUGAAGGUGUUCGUGAUAAUCCAUUGACAUGUCCAGUUCAUGUUGUUCGGGAUUUUAAGUUGGGGUAUGGGUUGAGAGUUAGUUAUUGUCAAGCUUGGUUGGGGGUAGAGAAAGCAAAAUGUGAGAUUUUUGGAGACUACUUAAUGUCAUUUGACCAGUUAAGAUGGUAUGUAGAUAUUGCAAAGAGUUGCAAUCCAAGGAGUUACAUUGAGUUUGAGUGUGACGAUGAUACUAAACGGUUUAAGAGAUUAUUUGUUUUUUUUCAUGGUUCCAUUAGUGGAUUUGAUUAUUGUCGACCUCUCUUAUUCAUUGAUGGCACAUUUUUGAAGAGAAGAUUUAGAGGAAAUUUACUUGCUGCUACAGGAAAAGAUGGAAAUCAAGGGUUCUUUCUUGUUUGUUUUGUAGUUGUUGGCUCAAAGAAUCAAGACAACUGGCAUUGGUUUUUGGAGCAUUUGAGUACAAUUGUUUCACCAGAACAAAAUAUUACAUUCGUAUCAGAUCGUAACCUUGGAUUAGUUGAAGAAAUUGAGAAAGUUCUCAUUGUUGGCUCAAAGAAUCAAGACAACUGGCAUUGGUUUUUGGAGCAUUUGAGUACAAUUGUUUCACUAGAACGAAAUAUUACAUUCGUGUCAGAUCGUAACCUUGGAUUAGUUGAAGUUUUGCCAAAGGUUUUCCUAAUGGCAUUCCAUGCUUAUUGUUUAUAUCAUUUGAAGAUGAACUUGAGGCAUCAUUUGCGUGGUAUGUUUCAUGGAUUGAAAGAAAAGCUGAUCACUCUGUUUGGGAAAUGUGCAUAUGCUCCAAUUGAAGAAACAUUUCAUCAAUGUUUGGUUGAGUUAAAGACUGAAGGUAGGUCAAGAGUUGAAAAGUUUUUAGAUGACAUACCAUAUGAUCAUUGGAGUAAUGCAUAUUUUCGAGGGCAACGCUUUGGAGAGAUGUGGUCAAAUGUAGCUGAAUCUUUUAAUUCGUGGAUAUGA
Messenger RNA from Camellia sinensis, 1512 nucleotides. The record is from RefSeq and is a predicted model, not a curated record. Lineage: Eukaryota; Viridiplantae; Streptophyta; Magnoliopsida; Ericales; Theaceae.